CGACACCCGGAUAUCCGAGAACCCCGGAUCCGGAUAAGGAUAGUAAAAUUAUGGAUCCGCCGGAUAAGGAUACGGGUCCGGAUACCUUAAAAUUCCCCGGAUACCCGAUCCGUCCCAGACCUACUUGGAGGUGAGUUUGUCACGUCUUAUACUACACGUGGUUAUGCGAAAUGAAAAUGUGAUGCUUCUUACUCGGAGUUCUAAGUGUUUUCUAUAGUUGGUGCAAUAGAUCAAUUAUUUUUCGAAUUCGUUUUCCUCUAUUUUUCCAAUUACUGCAUCGUUCCAAAUAAUUGACAAUUAUCAGCAACGAAUCAAAGGGUUAAUGAGUUAACUUUACUAGUUGCAUAUGUGCUAAAAAUAACAAAGUAUUCACAAUAAUAAAAAAAGAAAAGAAAUGCUAGCUACAGGUUGUGAUGCAGAAGAUUUCUUCAGUUUAAACAAACAAAAGAGAAGCAAGUUGAUUCAGGAUUACACAAACAUAAUUUAUAACAGUGCCAUCAUCGUUGAGCAAGUCAAAAAAAAAAAACUUAAAACAACUGCAACUAGCAUUUCUUGAUUUAGUAAGAACUUAUUCAAACAAUUAUCCUGAUCCUGAGAAUUAGAGAUGUGUGCACGUAUGUAGUGCAUACAAGUCUCAGAUAGAAUGUCCAAACUGAAAGAUUUAACUUGACAAGUUAAAACCUCAUUUAACCACGCUAGUCACAGAGACGGUAAAAAACUCACUCAGGUCAAUACACAUAUUGAGAUCACAGCUAAAACCUUAUGUUUCCUGUAUAACCAAUCAGCUAGAAAGCAACAAGCAAAGAUGCAGAACAAUAAAACGAUAUAUAGCAAAGUAACUAACCCACAACAAUAAGAACAUCUAAAUGAUGACAUGGGCAGUGAUAUGUUAUUGCUAAUUCAAAAGGAAAGAACUAUUCUUAGCUUCUCUUUGAUACUGUCUUCCAUGUAAAGGUCAACUCAGGGUUUCCUUGAUCAGUUUAAAUCAAAAUCUAAUGGUAACGAAAGUGCAGAAGAAUCUAAUAAGUUUAACAAGCUUAGGCACGCGAGAGAGAAAACCAAUGGUGCUUAAGAUAAGGUCACUGAGUUUGUGGAUACUAAUAUGCGUCCAGGUGUUUUCUUUGGUGUUAGCUCAAGACGGUAAUCAGUUUGUGCACUAUAACUUCAGUAAAGCAGACCUGCAUCGUGAUGGCAUGGCAACUAUCGAUGACGGCCGAUUGCAUCUUACAAAUAACACAAAUAAGAGCACCGGCCAUGCUUUCCACAAGAUUCCAAUGAACUUCACAAGGUCAUCUCCCAGUUCACUUUCUUUUUCAACAGAAUUUGUCUUUGCGAUGUUUCCUUUGCAAGGCGACGGCCAGGGGCUAGCUUUUGUGGUAUCUCCUUCAAUGGACCUCAGGUAUAGUGGCGCUGCAACAUCAUACUUAGGGCUUUUCAAUAGGACAAAUGAUAAUAAAACUGAAAACCAUAUCUUGGCUGUAGAGCUUGACACCAAUCCAAGCUCUGAAGCGAUUGAAGAUAGCUAUAACCAUGUUGGGAUUGAUGUUAACAGUAUAGUCUCGGUGGAAUCUGCGGAUGCUAGUUACUUUAAUGAUACAUCCAGGAAGAACAUAAGCUUGCCUCUUGCUAGUGGAACGAGUAUUCUGGUCUGGAUUGAUUAUGAUGGUUUAGAAAGGUUACUAAAUGUGACGUUAGCUCCAGUUCCAACAAAGCCAACUUCACCUCUCUUGUCAAGUUCCAUCAAACCAAGUGUGCCUCUCUUGUCAAAAUCCAUCAAUGUUUCAGAAAUAUUCAAUGAAACCAUGUUUGUAGGCUUCUCUGGAUCAACAGGCACAGUCAAAAGUGACCAAUAUAUCCUUGCAUGGAGUUUCAAGAAAGGUGGAAAAGCAGAAAGCCUUGACAUUUCAAAGGUUUUGGAUCCCCCAAAUCCACCUCCACCACCACCAUCAUCUCCGCCGCCACCUACUCUGCCACCAACCUCUCCACCAAAGUCAAGGUCUAAAGGCUCUAGCCUUGCUUUAAUUCUAGGCACUACUAUAGCAGGAACUUUGCUAAUAGUACUAGGAGGAGUUUUGUAUCUUCUUUACAAGAAGAAGAAGUAUGCUGAGGUUCUUGAACAAUGGGAAAAGGAAUAUAGUCCCCAGAGGUACUCCUUCAGGAACCUAUACAAAGCAACCAAGGGUUUUAAGGAGAAUCAACUACUUGGAGCAGGAGGUUUUGGAAAAGUUUAUAAGGGAAUACUUCCCUCCGGUACACAAAUCGCUGUUAAGAGAGUCUACCAUGAUGCAGAGCAAGGGAUGAAACAGUAUGUCGCGGAGAUCGCUAGUAUGGGAAGACUAAGGCACAAGAACUUGGUUCAGCUCCUUGGCUACUGCAGAAGGAAAGGUGAACUGCUUUUGGUUUACGAGUACAUGCCCAACGGAAGCCUAGAUAACUACUUGUUCAACAACCAAAACCUCACUUGGUCUCAGAGAUUGAACAUAAUCAAGGGAGUAGCAUCUGCGCUUUUGUAUCUUCAUGAAGACUGGGAACAAGUUGUGCUACACAGAGAUAUCAAAGCUAGCAACAUUCUUUUAGAUGCUGAUCUUAAUGGACGGUUGGGAGAUUUUGGGUUUGCAAGGUUCCAUGAUCGCGGCGAGAAUCUAGAAGCUACACGUGUGGUUGGAACCAUAGGCUACAUGGCUCCAGAGCUAACUGCAAUGGGUGUGACCACUACCUGGACUGAUGUAUAUGCCUUUGGAGCUUUUAUUCUCGAGGUGGUUUGCGGAAGAAGGCCAGUAGACCCUGAGAGACCCCCUGAGCAAAUGAUUCUACUCAAGUGGGUUGCUAUUUGUGGAAGCAGAGAUAGUUUAAUGGUUACUGUUGAUAGUAAACUUGAAGGAAACUUUAAAGCUGAAGAGGUCAAGAUGCUUUUGAAGCUAGGCAUGCUCUGUUCUCAGAGCAACCCAGAGAAUAGACCAAGUAUGAGACUUAUAGUACAAUAUCUCGAAGGAAAUGUCACUGUUCCGAGCAUAUCAUAUGAUACAUCUGGAUUUGGUAUGCCAAAUAUAAGCAAUGAAACGGUAACACAACAGCCUGGAACCUCCUCAUUAGCUAACUUCUCUUUUGAAGAUGUUACAGUCCUAUAUGGUGGUCGUUGAAGCCUGCAAGCAAACUUUUAUUCUGCUACAAUGUUGUGUCUCCUAAGUGAAUGAUUGUAUUGUGAUUGGUUGUUGAAUUUACAAUAACAUACAUGUUUUUUUUUUUUUUGCAACAUUUUCACUUCAAGAUUUUAGAUUCAAUCUCUUCCAGACUAAGACCCUUGGUCUCAGGAACUACUAGAACAACAAACAAGAGUGAUACCAAUGCUAUGGCUCCAAAGAGAAGGAAGAGAUUCUCUGCUCCAAGAUAUUCCUGCAAAGGU
Molecule: messenger RNA, 3403 nt
Organism: Brassica napus (rape)
Lineage: Eukaryota; Viridiplantae; Streptophyta; Magnoliopsida; Brassicales; Brassicaceae
Product: putative L-type lectin-domain containing receptor kinase II.2
Exons: 1
Coding region: 996-3140 (714 amino acids)
Biological process (GO): protein phosphorylation
Cellular component (GO): plasma membrane
Molecular function (GO): carbohydrate binding; protein kinase activity; ATP binding
Source: RefSeq, a predicted model, not a curated record